AUGUCAGAGCCUAAGACCUGCAGCUCAGCCGUCUCGGUCACGAUCGGCAGCACCACGGCAGACGUGACCCCAAGCGCCACCAUGGCCUCCGGCAUUGUCAGCAGCGAGGCCUGUAGCAGCGUGAACUCUGGGUACACGGGCAACUUUGAGCUCUACUGCAACCAGGGCACUCUCAGCUAUGAUGUCUCGACCUGCAGCCCUGGAUGCGCCGACACCGACAGUAUCACGCUGACAGUGGCAGGCAGCACGCAGUCUUGGAGCCCCUCUGCCGCUAUGGGCUCGGGUGAGACCUCAACGACGGACUGCGAGCCGAUCAACGCGGGCUACGCUGGCACUAUCGAGAUCAGCUGCUUCUUCGGAGUGCUUUCCGCCAACCCGGCAGGAUGCAGUGCGAAGGGCUGCAGCGUGGGCGACACGGUGAGCGUCACCUUGGAUGGCGUCACCGCCUCGUUGACCCUGGGCAGGGCGAUCAGUUCGGGGCUCACGGGCACUGCGUCCUGCACGGAUGUGAACUCGGCCUGGGGAGCAGACCUCACGCUUCGAUGCAACCUGGGCACGCUGAGCGCAGAUGUCGCCGGCUGCAGGAAGGCCUGCGCCAGCAGCGACAGCUUGGACGUGACGCUGGGAAGCAGCACGCAGACGGUCAACCCCAGUGCCACCAUCGCCAGUGGGGCUGCGGAGUACAACCGCGACUGCUCGGAGCUCAACUCGGGCUACGAAGGGGCCUACACGCUGUCCUGCACAACGGGGGCCUUGAGCGCGGACGUCACCUUCUGCUCGGAGAAGGGCUGCCUCGCCACGGACACGGUGGCAGUCACGGUGGGCGAUGCCACGACCAACGUCCAAGCGGGUGAAGCCUUGGUCCAUGGUGGUUCCAUCCAGCAGCUUUGCGAGGACGUGAAUCCUGUGCAGAUGCCCCAGGAUUCAACUCAGCGGGCCUGCAAGACAGGGCCCCAGAAGGAGUGA
Messenger RNA from Effrenium voratum, 966 nucleotides. The record is from the annotation of a GenBank genome assembly. Lineage: Eukaryota; Dinophyceae; Suessiales; Symbiodiniaceae.